This is a messenger RNA of Anopheles merus, 1824 nucleotides long. Its product is annotated as plasma kallikrein-like. The record is from RefSeq and is a predicted model, not a curated record. Lineage: Eukaryota; Metazoa; Arthropoda; Insecta; Diptera; Culicidae. Bases 48 to 1715 code for a protein of 555 amino acids. The transcript has 5 exons. Gene Ontology annotation, molecular function: serine-type endopeptidase activity. Gene Ontology annotation, biological process: proteolysis.
UCAUUCGUGGUGGUCAAACGCAUUUGUUUUUGUCUGGGCUGGUAAAGAUGAACAUCCUUUUGCUUGCUCUGUUAGUGACAGUAAGCUCAGUCCAGUGUACCGAGUUCUUGGACGAUCCUCCUCCCAAUUACACGAUUGGGAAAGGGUUUGAAGAUUGUGCUAGUCGUUUCUCAGCCAUAUGGAAGAUCCCAUUCAUCCAGGGACUCGGUGGAACGCGUGCGUAUCAAGGCGAAUUUCAGCACAUGGCAGCGAUCGGUUGGACAAGACCUCAAAACAAGAUCGAUUACUUGUGUGGCGGAAGUUUGAUCACAUUGAAGUUCGUCUUAACAGCGGCUCAUUGUGCAGUAGAUUAUGAUAAUGUGCCUCCGGAUACGGUACGUUUGGGAGACACCGAUCUCGCCAGCACAGACGAUGAUGAAUCAGCACAACAAAAUCCAAUCGCUCGCUUCAUCAAACAUCCGCAGUAUCGGGAGUCUAGGAAGUAUUACGACAUCGCCCUCGUCGAACUGGCGAAUGUUGUCGAUGCGGACGAUGCGGUUUGUGUAGCGUGUGUAUGGCGUGAACCCGAAGCGCCCAGCAACUUACUGGACGCGGUUGGAUUCGGAGCUCUCGGGUUUGGGGAAAAGUUGAGUCCAACAUUGCAAAAGGUACAGCUGCGUGCUUUAAGUGGCGUACAAUGUGCUCAACGGAUACCGGCAAACCGACGACAGAUGCCGGAAGGACUGCGUGACGAUCAGCUGUGUGCGCACAGCAAAACGAUGGACACAUGUGAGGGCGACUCGGGAGGUCCGCUGCAAACUGAAGCGGUCGAUGUGUUUGGCGAGACGUACCCACUCGUGGUAGGUGUGGUAUCGUUUGGUACUCCCUGUAUCGAAGGUUCUACCGGUGUGUACACAAGAGUCAGCUCGUAUGUGGAUUGGAUCGAGAAGGAAGUAAAUCAAUCGCUUAGCUAUAAGACCUGUACCGGAGUGGGAAUGUGCCGUCGCAAACGCAAUGUUGCCGUAUCAGCCACUGUGAGACCUAGCUGGCCAGUCAAUCACGUGGGAUUGCUGUGGGGAAGGGAAGAAACCGACAUUUACCAGUGUGGUGGACUUUUAUUCGAUUUUCAGUAUGUUCUUACAUCGGCGGAUUGUGUCACGUCCAGCAAGGGAUUUCCAAAGUUCGUGUCAGCAGCCGCCGAUGGUGAUCGUGCACCGAUUGCCGACGUGUUUGUUCAUCCACAAUACAGGCGGAACGGAGUAGCGUUCGAUAUAGCUCUGAUUAAAUUGCGUAAAUAUGCAAACUUGGAAGAGACGCAGCCAAUUUGUCCAAUGAUUGGGAAGCAGUUAGCACAAUCCAGCCAUAUCCCUGUUGGCGUUGGAGCAUCGACUGUACAUCGUCGGAUUCAUUUGCAAUAUUUCAACAGCAGUGCAACCAGCUAUGUGCUUCAAAUUUCAGCGCGUGAGCUAUGUAAGUUGGAUAAAAAUGCCAAUUGGACGGAUCUUAUUUGCAUUAAGCGUAACAUUUCCUUGGUACCGGACACAUGCAAGGUUGAUUUUGGUGGUCCAGUGUUGAUAGAGGAGCGUGAGGACGUUUACCGCGCUUAUGGUAUAAUCUCCCGCAGGACAAAAGGAUGUGGAGGUGAUGCAAUUUUUACCGAAAUUGCACCCCACCUGCAGUGGUUAGAAUCAAUCAUGUUUAAGCAGUUGAAUCAAUGGCUUGUGUUUGCCCGUUAGAGUACAAGCUUGCGAUACGAUCGUCGUGUGAGCCAUUCCAAUCAUGUUACAAUCUGCAACACCUUAAUAAAAUGAGAAUAAAUGUAAUAUAAAGUGUAAAAAAACUUUU